This is a messenger RNA of Eupeodes corollae, 1151 nucleotides long. RefSeq lists its product as uncharacterized. The transcript is spliced from 3 exons. The record is from RefSeq and is a predicted model, not a curated record. The coding region runs from base 205 to 1101 and encodes 298 amino acids. Gene Ontology annotation, cellular component: nucleus. Lineage: Eukaryota; Metazoa; Arthropoda; Insecta; Diptera; Syrphidae.
CCUUAUUGUGAGUUUCACGUGAACAAGAUUCCGCCCGAAAAAUAUCCCUUUUUUCGAUUCGCCUAUUGUGAGUUUCGGGCGAACAAAAAUUCAUGUUCGAAAGAUUUCCCUUAUUGGGAGCACUCAAUUCGGGCGGAAUGAAACGUCAUUCACAACUAAAAUAAUUCACUUGUUUUUUGGAGGUGAACAGGAAAACAACAAAUAAUGAUGAGCAAAUCAAUCAAUUCCAAACAAAGUGAUAUGCUGCUCAAUAAAAUGCAGGAAAACCCAGAAAUAGCACGCGGUUUUGUAAAAGAAAGCAAGGACAAAAUCAAUGCAUUUUGGAAGCGGAUCACUUUGGAACUCAACAGCGCAGGGCCUCCAAUCAAAACUGAGUUCGAAUGGAAAAAGGUUUGGAAUGACCAAAAACGCUACGUGCGAAAAAAGGCUGCUACUAACAAAAUGUAUGAGAGAGGCACAGGAGGUGGACCUAACAGAACCCAAAAAUUCUCUCCUGGCGAAGAGGCUAUUUUCCAACUCGUUGGAAUGAAGGAAGCAGUUGAGGGUGUUGGAACUUCGCAAUCUUUUGGAUUGAAAUUACCCCAAAAAAGAAAACAAGGCGAUGAAGAAAAUCAAAGUCCAAUUCAGGAUUUGUUUGAAACAAUUGUUGGUUAUGAAGACCAAAACCAACAAGGCUGUGAAGCUCCACCGUUACCGCUUUCGGAUACUCAGAUUGCACCUGAAAAUAGCAGCGACGAAGCAACCACUACUGCUUCGACCAGCCGGAAUGCCAGGAAACAAAAGGUUGGGAAAAUGAGUACCCUAGAAGUAGUCAUGGAGGAGCUUCAAACUCAAAAAGACCUUUGUGGGAAAUUAGGUGAAGCCAUAUCUGUUAUGAAAGAUCAUAACAAGAACAUGGAAAUUGGUGUAAAAAAGCUAUAUAGAUCAUUGGAUAGCCUAAACGACAAAAAAAAAGACCAAUUAAAAGAGGAGAUGCGACACAAUCACGAAAUGGAAAAUUUCAGAAAGAUGGAAAUUGAAGAAUUAAUAAACAAAAAUCGUAAAAUGAUUGAGCUGGAGGAGUUGAAAAUUGAUAUCUUGCGAGAAGAUAAAAAAAAGUGAAUUGGUUUAUGUUCUUAAGAAUUACUUGUUUUGUUAUUUUAUUUAUUUGU